UCCCUGCACAGGGCUGGGCUAUGGGGGAAUAACACAGCACACACUGUGCAUGCUACAUUAUCAGUUGCACGGUCCUCCUGGUGCCUCUGCAAUUACAUUACACUAAACAUGACCUCUGCCUACCUGAGAGACUGCAAGGCCUGGAAGGAUGAUGGCAUGCCCCUUUCUACUACCAGCAAUGAAGCUUGCAAAAUGUUUGAUGCCACUUUAUUUCAGUACGUUACGUGGACAAAUGACAAAACCCUGGGAGGAAUUGAUGGCUGUUUGUCCAAAAUUAACGCUGCUGAUCCAGAUUUUGUAAUGGGACACGUCGUGGCUAAUGGAUUGGAACUGAUCGGCACAGGUCGGUCACCAUUAAUUGAUAAGGAAUUGGCAAAUAGUUUGAAAGUAAUGGCCGAUUUGUCCAAGGCGCAACCUCUGACCGAAUGGGAACGUUUACACGUAGCUGCACUUGAGACCUUCGCCAAAGGAAAUCUUCCAAAAGCAUCGGAUUACUGGGAGAGAAUCUUACAGGAUCAUCCCUUAGAUCUGCUGGCUAUGAAAUUUGCCCAUGAUACAUAUUUUUACCUUGGAGAGCAAACACAAAUGAGAGAUUCUGUCGCCCGUAUUCUUCCAUAUUGGGCUCCAAGUAAUCCUUUAAGUAGUUAUGUGAAAGGCAUGCAUUCUUUUGGGCUACUUGAAACAAACUUUUAUGAUGAAGCCCUAAAAGUGGCUAGUGAGGCUCUGGCUAUAAACCAGAAGGACGCUUGGUCUGUACACACUGUGGCCCAUGUACACGAGAUGAAGGCGGAUGUAGAGAACGGCCUGUCCUUCAUGCAAAAAACUGAGAACAACUGGAAGGGCAGUGAUAUGCUUGCUUGCCACGUAUACUGGCACUGGGCCCUGUAUUAUAUAGAAAAGGGUGAAUAUGAGGCAGCCCUGACAGUGUACGACACUCAUAUUGCCCCUUUUUGCUUUACAAGUGGAAGCAUGCUGGAUAUUGUAGAUAAUUCGUCCUUACUACUUCGACUCCAGAUGGAAGGUGUGGAUGUGGGGAAUCGAUGGGAAAAACUUCUCCAAGUUACAAAGAAGCACACCAACGAUCACGUGCUGAUUUUCAAUGACCUUCACUUCUUAAUGUCCUCCUUGGGCUCAAAGGAUCACGAGAUGACCACCCAGCUUCUGGAAUCUUUGCGGGAGCUUUCCAAAUCACCUGGUGAUAACCAUGAACACUCGCUGAUUGGUCAUCUUGGCCUCCCGCUGUGCCAGGCCCUCGUAGAGUACGACAGUGGUAAUUACGACAAGGUUGUAGAGCUGAUGUUUCCGAUUCGAUACAAGAUACCAGCAAUAGGGGGCAGUAACGCUCAGAGAGAUAUCUUCAACCAAGUUCUCAUCCGUUCUGCCAUUAACAGUAACACAAAAUCAUGCCAGAAUUUAGCAAGAUGCCUUUUAAUGGAGAGAGAUGUUCUGAGACCCAAAUCCCCCCUGACAGAGAGACUUAUGAGGAAAGCUUCUGCAGUACAUAACCUCGUAUAGACUCCGUGUCCAGAAUUCUUACACGUCUAUGAUCAAUUCUGCUUCAGAAAAAAAAAAAGACAUUAAUUAUCAUAUUGAUUGCAGAUUGCAUUUUAAGUCGGAACUAAACAUAUAUAGGUAUACUGUAGAAUUUUUUUGAAAAAUUAUUUUGUUACUGAUCAUUUAUUUAAAGAAGCCAUUUGCUCAAAAACUGGGAAGAGACUAUAACAUGUCACAGCGGACACUCUGCCUUUGGUUGUGCAAUAAAAGGCUGAGGGACAGCGACACUGCCUUUCGAAAGAUAUUAAAUGUAAAUGGGCAGAAAGUAUAUGUAAAUGGGUAGAAAGGAGGUUGCUGAAAUGUGCCUUGGAACAUGAUUUCCCAAUAUGUGCUUCACAGAUCAAUGCUAUGCCAAUGCUUAAAGCUACAAUCCUCUGCAAAAUAAAAAUGUUUCUUUAAAAUAAAUCACUCUGGUUACUUGUAAGAA
Pseudophryne corroboree (corroboree frog) is the source of this 1981-nucleotide messenger RNA. It is a transcript of the gene TTC38, whose product is annotated as tetratricopeptide repeat domain 38. Bases 109 to 1515 code for a protein of 468 amino acids. Lineage: Eukaryota; Metazoa; Chordata; Amphibia; Anura; Myobatrachidae. The record is from RefSeq and is a predicted model, not a curated record. The transcript is spliced from 14 exons. Gene Ontology annotation, molecular function: protein binding.